AUGUCGUGUGGAAGAUUGUGUAAGAAGAAUGGAGGAUCGACUGCAUUUUCGCACAUAGAAAACAAAUGCUACUGUUACAGAAAUAGGACAGACGGGCAAUCCUUUACAGUUCUGGAAGGGGCUCAGUAUUAUUUCCUAUCAGAUGAUUACUUUUUUCUAUCAGAUGAAAGGAAUUGCAAAGAUCACAACUACCAAUAUUUGUCUGAAAUCAGGGUCUGCUAUAAAGAUUACAAUGACAGCAAGAUCUGGCAGGAUGCCAAUAAAAAAUGCGGAUCAGACGGAGGCCAUCUAAUUAUGCUUGACACUGUGGAAAAGCUCUCUGUUUUUCAAAAUAUUAUUCCUGAAAACGUAUAUUACUGGGUUGGAUUGGAGGACAUGGACGAAGAUGGCACCUGGAUCUGGACAAACAAUAAAAGCAAAGAAUUUGAUCGGAACCUGUGGUUCCCCAAAGAUCCAAAUGGGAACGAUGAAUUCUGUGGAAUGGUGCAAUACUACCCAUCUGACUCCCGAGUUGGAAUAUUUGACGUUAGAUGUGACAAGUCCAAUAGAUUCAUAUGCGAAAUGUGA
This is a messenger RNA of Saccostrea echinata, 567 nucleotides long. Its product is annotated as C-type lectin domain family 4 member A-like. NCBI's taxonomy places the organism in Eukaryota, Metazoa, Mollusca, Bivalvia, Ostreida, Ostreidae. The coding region runs from base 1 to 567 and encodes 188 amino acids. The record is from RefSeq and is a predicted model, not a curated record. The transcript has 3 exons.